CUUCAGCUUCCCAGGUGGUGUUGAGCACUCCACUUGUUCCCUUUUAUUCUCUUUCUCGACUUCAUACUAUUUCUUCAUUGAACUCUCUUUCGGCGAGUCGUCUCAAACGCGCUCGAAUAUCCGACGCUUUCCUCCCUUGAGGGAAGAAAGGCUUCAAGGUUUUUGCGCGCACUGGGUAGCUCUUCAGCCAGAGUCCCCACGCACGCCAGCGUCGCUCCUUUACCUCGGUGCCGAGUAGUCGCAUUCUCCCCAUGCUCUAAAGAAUCGACUAUCUUAAGGCGAUCGUCCGCGUUCGAUUUCAGCCGACUACGACCGACUGAGAAUGGCCUUCAGCUUCGGGGCCCCCAAACCCGCUGGGGGCAAUAUUGCAGCCGAAUUAGGCCCGGAACUUCCUGAUCUCUAUGCGGAGGAAGUCGGCUUUAAAGGUGUCUCCAGCGAUAGCAACGUUCGAUUACUUCCUACCUCCUGGCCCGAUGACGCCCUUCCCGCUCCGACGAGUAAUCUCUUAGCAAUCGCACCGACGCAGGGUGUGGUGGCUGGUGCCGGACCCGAUGUCCUGGUGAUCGCGUCGUCGGAUGCCGUGCGGAAGGCGAUUUCCGCGCCCACCGGAGAGAGCAAGGUCAAGACAAAGCCGUUCGAGCCGCAAGCGAAGAUAGUCCUCCCUGGACGACCGACGCAUAUUGCCUUCGCAUCGGGCGAAACGGCCUUGGUGUUGGCUACGGAGAAUGGGGCCCAACUGUCUGUUUUCCCGACGACCAGCUUGACGGCGGGAAAUGCGCAGCCGGCUUUGUCCAUCGCGACGAACGGCGCUACCUUUCGCGCACUUGCUCCGAAUCCGGCGCCUGCGAGUGAAGCUCAUUCAUCGCUGGUUGCACUGGUUACGACUGGGGGCGAGCUCUUGAUUGCGGAUCUCAAGGCGGGUAACCUGCUGUCGGGUCCGAACGGCCAGGUGUUGAAGAGUGGUGUGAGCUCCGUUUGCUGGAGCAACAAAGGGAAACAGCUUGUUGCUGGACUGGCAGAUGGCACAGGGUUUCAGAUGACGCCUGAAGGCGCGCAGAAGGACGUGAUACCCCGCCCUUCGGAUCUUGAGGACGAUUGCCAUGUGUCUUCUAUCGUAUGGCUUGAAAACGAUGUCUUCCUCAUGGUAUACACUCCGAAUGCUAUGGAGGACGAAGACGGCCAAACACCCUCGUCAUCAUACUACAUCAUCACUCGAAGGAAGGGAGCCCCCUUCUUGAUCCAGAAACUGCCCGAGUUAUGUACGCCAUUUGGCCUCAAGCGUGCACCCGCAUACCAGUUUUUUGCCCGCAUCAGGGACUACAAGCCACACCUCAAGGACGUCCUGAUUGCAUCCUCAACAGCAUCCACCGACGUGGGCCUGAUCACAAGAUCAGAUGCCCCGCUGGCGAGUGAUGAUAGCGCAAAGGCCGCCGUGGGGCAGUUCGCUAUGACUGAAGUGAACGACGACACAAAGAGGGCAUCAGCUCCUCUGAAAGAGUCCGGCGAUGAAACCUCCGUCAUUGGUUUAGGGGUGGACUUUUCCAGCACCGACAUCGUCGUCUCUCCCAUCGCAGGUGAAGAUAUCACCGAGAGUUCGACUCCGUUGCCCAACCUAUUGCUCCUCAGCAAUGACGGCAUCCUGUCUUCCUGGUGGUUCAUCUACUCCGAGUCCAUUCGUCAGAAAAUUCCGUACCAUGGCAUGGUUUCUGCCAGCACACAGCUGCCCCAGCUGCAAUCCCCACAGCAGCAGCAGCCUCCCGCUCAGCCCGCGGCCGUCAAGCAAUCAGCGUUUGGGCAGUCUGGCUUUGGGGCCCCGUCCGCGUUGGGUGGGACCUCUCCAUUCGGUAAGCCCUCCGCUGCACCUGCAUUUGGCGCCCCCUCGGCCUUGGCUGGUGGCCAGAAGCCGGCCUUUGGUGCCCCCUCAGCUUUGGCCGGUGCUCAGAAACCAGCCUUUGGGUCACCCUCGCUUGGAGGCGGUGCUCCUGCGUUCGGCAAACCGGCGCAGCCCGGGUUUGGCGCCGCCAGCUCCUUGGGCCAAACCGCCAACACCUCACCAUUUGGGAAGCCUGGCUUCGCGUCGAUGAGCACGGGAUCAGGCUUUGGACAGCCGUCGACGCCUGGAAAGGGUUUCAGCUCUUUUGCGUCGCCUGCCGCGGCUUCUGGAGGCGGCUUUGGGGCAUUUGCAAGCUCGGGUGGGGGUGGCUUUGGUGCCGCAAAGCCGUCUGGCGAAUCCCCCUUCGCUAAAGCCGCCGGUGGCUCUCCUUUCAGCAAGCCGUCGACUGAGUCUCCAUUCGGUAAGCCGUUGACCGCAGGCCCAUUCGGGAAGCCGUCGGGGCCAUCGCCCUUUGGAGGCCAGACGGAUACAAGCUCGGCCUUCGGUCCUCAAAAAACCGAAGAGGCGAAGGGUGCCUUUGGUAUGGGCACUAGCGGCUUUAAGCUGGAGUCUACAUUCAAGGGCGAUGGUACUGCUGCCAAUGACCUCCCCAAACCGGAGAAGCCGUCCUCUGGGUUGUUUUCUAUGGGUGUGCUGGAUGAUAUGGUCGCUACGCCUACCAAGACCAGUCCUACGUCGGAAGCGAUGGAUGACGGGGCGGACGAACCCGCAGCGCCGGAGCCAGAAAAGCCAGAGCCCAAACAGCCAGCACCUUCUUCUCUAUUUGGCGCACCGGCCACAUCGCAGCAAGAUACCGUGCAAUCCAAACCGUCGGCGCCUUCUCCUUUCGGUGCCCUUUCUAAAGCUGAAACGCCGGUCGGAUCGUCUCUCUUCGGCAGCCAGCCGCAAAAUCAGCAACCUUUUGGGCAGGCUCAGCCAAGCAAGCCCUUCUCCUUGUUCGGAAACACUGCUCCCGAAAAACCUACGAGCCCCCUCUCUGCACCUUCUGAAAAGACGGCAAUCGCCAGCCCCAGAGAACAACCGACAGAUACCCAAACUUCUCCAGUCUCGUCGAUGAUCGAGCCCCCGUUGCCCCCCGAUUCAACCAGCAGGGACGCGUACGGACCUGGAGACACAUCGGCAUCGUCAAAUGUUUCCAAGAUUUCCGUGGAUGAUGCUCCUCUCCCACCUGAUUUCACAAAACCGGCUGGGGGAGAGCCGCCUCUACCACCGGAUUUUACAAAGACGCCCAAGGAUGAUUCUAAGGCUGUUGCUGAAGAGGCGCCCCUGCCCUCAGAGCCCGCCACGCCUCCGUCACCUACUACGCCGUCCGGAGAGCCUGGCCCAGUUCCAGAUGAGUCAAGUGCCGAUGAAUCCGAAAGGGAAGGAAGCGAUGGCGAGGAAGACGAAUCUGGGUUUUCUGACAGCGGGGAAGAAAUCACCCACGAGAUCAGCAAUGACGAACAAGAGUCGGAACCAGAAAGUCCAAAGACUUCGACCGAGAGCCCUUUCGGCGGUGCGUCCACAAAGGGCCCCGCGGGAGGUUUGUUCGGGCAGGCUCCUAAGCCAUCGCAACAGCAACAGCCAUCGCGACCGCUAUUCGGGGAGAUUAACAAACCCUCGUUCCCUCCGGCACCUAGCGCCAAACAACCGCCACCCAGGCCGAUUAGUCCCAUGCGUCGGGGUUCACAGAAGAGCUUCCUCCAGCCAAGCAACCAAAAGCCGAAGGCUGCGCACCCGCCAGGAAGCACGCUUGCUGCGCGCAAAGCUUCUCUUACCGAGAUCGCGAAACGCGAGAAUCAGCUGGCACCCCAGCUCGAUCGCGUGUCCCGGGAAGAGAAGGCGCGAUUCGAUGCCCAAGCCAGACAGCAAGAGGAAGAAGCCUUGUCGCUUUCCGACGACGAUGAAGACGAAAGACUCCAUGCCGACCUUGCCCAGCCCAUCCAGCCAGUGCCCACCUUGGAUCCUUUCUUGCCGCAUCAGGACUAUUCCGGGCAGACAAGCAAACCAGGCAUUCCUGGACAGAUCGAAAAGCUCUACCGCGAUAUCAACUCCAUGGUGGACACGUUGGGGAUCAACACUCGGUCUCUGUCCUCGUUUCUUCUCUACCAGCAAUCUCCUAGCGGAUCUAACUGGGUGGAUAUCCUGCAAGGAGAACACCCGGCGGAUGUCCUAGACGAAGAGCUCCGUCUCGCUGAAGUAGAGAAGCUUGAUGACGUGGUUGCCAAACUCGCUGGCUCUCUGCAGAAGCAACGGGUGCAGGGUGUGGAAGAGAAACUCGAGAAUUGCCGGACGCUAUUAAGCAAAGACAUCCUCGCGCUGCGCGCUCAGUGCGCUAGCAUUCGAAAGACCCUUGAUGCUCACACCGACUCCACGGCAAUCCUUUCUGCGCCACUGUCCGCCGAACAGGCCAACCUCCAGCAGGACCUACGGACGGCUUCUACGGAUAUCCAGGCGAAGCUCGCUGACUUGGAGUUUGCCGUAUCGCUUCUACGGGCCAAGAUCGCGGAUGCGCCGCGACCUGACGGUGCUGGAAAUGGAUCGAGAAAACGACCGACCGUCGAGGCGGUGGUCUCCACCAUCGGCACGAUGAUGAACAUGGCGGAGGCCAAGAGCAGCGACAUCGACUUCCUGGAGCUUCAGCUGAAGAAGCUGGGCGUGGACACGUAUGCGACUCCCGCGGUUCGCGAAGGGUCCCCAUUCACGACGCCGAAGAAGGGCGUGGGCAAGUUCCCUGCGACGCCCGGGUCCCGGGGCUCCAUCGAUCGCCCGGCACCGCAUACCACACCCCGAAUCCGCCAAACGGGCCCUCAACUUCCGCUCGAGCAUCACCGGCUCAGCCAGAGCCAGUCGUCUUCGCUCCUUCGAGGGCGCGGGCGAUCUGGUCAGCAGACAGGAGAGCGCGCAGUGGAAGGCCAAGACGCAGCGGCGACAGGCUCUCGUCGGGAACCUGAAGAAGGCGAUUGAGGAAAAGAAAACCAGGGUCCGGGGAUUGGACGAUCAGUAAUGUAGGAUUAUGCACUUAUUAUUAUUAUUAUUCAACUUUUUCCGUUGUGGUUUUGCGAUAUGUAUGAAGAAUAAACAGCGGGUCAUGGCGGGGUUCAACUGGUAGUUCUUUAGUUGAUUGAUGCGAUUCAGGUUGGAUAGCGC
This is a messenger RNA of Aspergillus campestris IBT 28561, 5023 nucleotides long. RefSeq names its product FG-nucleoporin NUP159. Gene Ontology annotation, cellular component: nuclear pore. The transcript is spliced from 3 exons. NCBI's taxonomy places the organism in Eukaryota, Fungi, Ascomycota, Eurotiomycetes, Eurotiales, Aspergillaceae. Bases 323 to 4840 code for a protein of 1505 amino acids. Gene Ontology annotation, molecular function: structural constituent of nuclear pore; protein binding. The record is from RefSeq and is a predicted model, not a curated record. Gene Ontology annotation, biological process: protein import into nucleus; RNA export from nucleus.